Molecule: messenger RNA, 3311 nt
Organism: Zerene cesonia (dogface butterfly)
Lineage: Eukaryota; Metazoa; Arthropoda; Insecta; Lepidoptera; Pieridae
Gene: Stt3A
Product: dolichyl-diphosphooligosaccharide--protein glycosyltransferase subunit STT3A
Exons: 13
Coding region: 168-2291 (707 amino acids)
Biological process (GO): post-translational protein modification
Cellular component (GO): membrane
Molecular function (GO): dolichyl-diphosphooligosaccharide-protein glycotransferase activity
Source: RefSeq, a predicted model, not a curated record
UAACCGUACGUCAAGUCGUAAACUCCUGCAUGUCUGCUUGCGUCGGCCUUUAUAAUUUUAGGAUAGGUUGCCGGUGAAAAUAUUUUAAAACCAUCUCGCUAUUUUGAAGUGUUCAUAGCCUAUAUGUGUUAUUUUUAAGAAGCCAAUAAUCAAAAAUCCAGUCCAAGAUGACUGCGGAUGUACAAAGCAAGGCAAAAAUGCCGCAUCUAUCAUCCGAUAAACAACUUACAUUUAUAAAAUUAGCUGUUUUAUCCAUGGCAGCAAUAUUAUCAUUUGCAACGCGAUUAUUUUCGGUGUUACGGUUUGAAAGUGUUAUCCACGAGUUCGAUCCGUACUUCAACUAUAGAACAACUAGAUAUUUAACUGAAGAAGGAUUUUAUAAUUUUCACAAUUGGUUUGAUGACAGAGCAUGGUAUCCACUAGGAAGAAUUAUUGGUGGAACCAUCUACCCUGGCCUGAUGGUGACAUCAGCUACUCUAUACAAUAUAAUGCAAUUCCUGAAUAUCACCAUAGACAUUCGAAAUGUCUGUGUCUUUCUUGCACCAUUCUUUUCAUCCCUCACAACCAUUGUUACAUACUUGUUGACAAAGGAACUGAAGGGAGAAGGUGCAGGUCUUGUUGCUGCAUCUAUGAUUGCUAUAGUACCUGGGUACAUAAGUCGUUCAGUCGCCGGCAGUUAUGACAAUGAAGGAAUUGCCAUAUUCUGCAUGUUGCUCACUUAUUACUUUUGGAUAAAGGCUGUCAACACUGGCACUAUUUUAUGGGCUACAAUGACUGCUCUUGCUUAUUUUUACAUGGUAUCAUCAUGGGGAGGCUAUGUGUUCCUAAUCAACUUAAUACCUCUUCAUGUGCUAGCUUUAAUACUGCUAGGUAGAUUCUCCGCGCGAGUGUACGUCGCGUACAGUACUUUGUAUUGCGUUGGGACGAUACUGUCUAUGCAGAUAUCGUUCGUUGGUUUCCAGCCUGUACAGAGCUCAGAGCAUAUGUUGGCUCUAGGAACGUUCGGUCUAUGCCAGCUGUACGCGUUCACGGACUACCUGCGCUCGCGCCUCUCGCCGCAGAACUUUGAAGUGCUUUUCAAGGCUUUACUCACUACGUUGCUCGCUACACUGGGAACAGCUGUUGUUGUGUUGACCGUUACAGGUAAAAUUUCACCGUGGACUGGAAGGUUUUACUCGCUGCUCGACCCAUCAUAUGCUAAAAACCACAUUCCGAUUAUUGCAUCCGUAAGCGAGCACCAGCCCACAUCGUGGUCCUCGUUCUACUUCGACCUGCAGGUGCUGGUGUUCCUGUUCCCAGCCGGCCUGUACUUCUGCUUCACCAGGCUCACCGAUGCCAAUAUAUUCAUCAUUUUGUAUGGUGUGCUUAGUAUCUACUUUGCGGGUGUCAUGGUCCGUCUUAUGCUGGUAUUGGCUCCGGUAAUGUGUAUAGUCUCUGGUAUAGCUGCUUCGAGCUUGUUGAGCCUUCACGUGAAGGACAUAGAGCCGAAAGUCGAGAAACACGAUAAGAAGAAGAAGCAUGAAAACAAUUUGGUGUUCAGAUCCGAGGUUGGUGGCGUAUUCGUAUGCGUGCUCGGCUGCCUGCUGGUGUCCUACGUGUUCCACUGCACGUGGGUGACGUCAGAGGCGUACUCUUCCCCUUCGAUAGUGCUGUCUGCGCGUGCGCACGAUGGUGCAAGGAUCAUAUUCGACGACUUCCGGGAGGCGUACACUUGGCUCAAGAUGAACACGCCACAAGACGCGAAAGUGAUGUCCUGGUGGGAUUACGGCUACCAGAUAACGGCGAUGGCGAACAGGACGGUGAUAGUCGACAACAACACGUGGAACAACACGCACAUAUCACGCGUGGGACAAGCGAUGGCGUCCACAGAGGAGAAGGCGUAUGAGAUCAUGCAAGAGCUGGACGUGGAUUAUGUUCUGGUGAUAUUUGGUGGUCUGGUUGGAUACUCCUCGGAUGACAUAAACAAGUUCCUGUGGAUGGUGCGCAUCGGCGGCAGCACGGCGCGCGGCGCGCACAUCCGCGAGGCGGACUACUACACGCCCAGCGGCGAGUUCCGCGUGGACGGCGACGGCGCGCACACGCUGCUCAACUGCCUCAUGUACAAGAUGAGCUACUACAAGUUCGGCCUCGUCUACACCGAGGGCGGCCGACCCCCAGGCUUCGACCGAGUGCGCGGUGCUGAGAUAGGCAACAAAGAUUUCAACUUGGAAGUACUGGAAGAAGCAUAUACCACGGAGCAUUGGCUGGUCCGCAUCUACAAAGUAAAACCUUUGCCGAAUCGCGGCGUCUGAUUAUUAAAAAACAUUUGAUCAAGCCCCAUGUAUACGUAAUAAAGCUCUGUUCUAUAUAAAAAUUAUCUCAAAAUUAUAUCUUUUUUUAAUAGUCACAUCAUUUAUCGGGCAUAUUUAAAUACAACAAAUGUAUGAUAUCUUGGUCCCCAAAUUAAGACAGCCUGAUAUCUUGUUGGAACACCUUGCUGUUGGAUACAAUUACAUUUUUUGUUUAUAAGAGUUAUUCAGUCCUUCAGUUUAUGUAUCUGUGCUAUUAUAACCGACGUUCUUAAAAACGGAGAAGUUUCACAAUUUGACUGCGUUCGUUUCGUCUCUAACUCUGGGCUUUUAACCUUCUUUUUAUUUGAUAGGAAAUUAUUGUCAUAUGGUAUAUCUCCACCAGGGACGUUGGUGAUAUUAUGAUGAAAUAAAUUAUUGUUAAUGUUCAAAUAGUAAGAUAUUUUUAGGGUCUUGAUCAUUGGAAAAUUGUUACCUAAAUUGGUAUCAAUGGCGGGUUACCUUGCUAAACAUUGCUAGAGAAAAAUUUCAAUUUUUUUUAUUAACCACUUUUUUUUACUUAGUCUAUAUCUAGUAAUGUUUGUAAUAAAAGUUCUAAGCAUUCCAGAUUCCAGUAGAAAAAUAAAAUGGAGGCAUCUGGAAUUGAUUUGUUAAUUAAUUUGUAGCUCUCUUAAAGCUAAAUUUUGUCACAAAAAUGUCACUAAAAUAAACCUUUAUAUUCUAUGGAAUAAAGGUUUUAUGCAAAAUAAGGUAUAUUGCAAUCGUAAAUUUAGUGUGUUCGAAAGUAUAGUGAAAUUAAAUCGACUGCGCACAAAGACUAGACGAUUAGAACAUAAUGUUGUAGGUGCAAAUUAUGGCAAUGUUUUAUUUUAUAUUUUUUUAUUGAACAAUAAUCAACGAUAGGUAUGGAUUUGAAAUUAUAGACAUAAAUUGUAUUUACUGUCACGUUUUAUGAACUGUAUGUAUGAUAGCUAGGAAGUGUUGUAAAAAUUCAUUUUCUAUUUGAAAUAAAAUUAUUAUUAA